Molecule: messenger RNA, 1230 nt
Organism: Exserohilum turcica Et28A
Lineage: Eukaryota; Fungi; Ascomycota; Dothideomycetes; Pleosporales; Pleosporaceae
Exons: 1
Coding region: 1-1230 (409 amino acids)
Biological process (GO): mitotic cell cycle phase transition; regulation of cyclin-dependent protein serine/threonine kinase activity
Cellular component (GO): cyclin-dependent protein kinase holoenzyme complex; cytoplasm; centrosome
Molecular function (GO): cyclin-dependent protein serine/threonine kinase regulator activity
Source: RefSeq, a predicted model, not a curated record
AUGGCGUACCAGCAGCAGCAACAGCAACAGCAAUCGCGCUACGGCCAGUGCGACUCUUACUUCGUCGAAUCUCAAGACGACGGCAUCUAUGCCAUCCGAGCCGAGGCUAGAGAACGGCACCGAGCCAUCUCCAAGAUGCAACAACGCGCCAUUGCUGAGGAGCUUUCCAGAAUGACAGCUGAAGAAUACCAAGAGGAUGUCAUGCAACACAUGCUGCACAUGGAAUCGCAAACACUACCCGAUGUUAACUCGAUUGACAUUCAGACCGAGAUCCAGUGGUUCAUGCGCCCAUACCUCCUUGAUUUUCUGGUAGAAGCUCACGCUGCAUUCCAGCUCCUCCCUGAAACCUUGUUCCUCGCCGUCAACCUUCUAGAUCGCUACUGCUCGCGCCGUGUUGUCUACAAGCGCCACUACCAGCUCGUUGGAUGUGCUGCUCUGCUCAUUGCUGCUAAGUACGGCGACAAGAAGGAUCGUGUGCCCACUGUCCGGGAGCUCAAGUCCAUGUGCUGCUCUUUGUACGACGACGAGAUGUUCACCCAGAUGGAGUGGCAUGUUCUGCAAACGCUCAACUGGAUCAUCGGUCACCCCACAGUUGAUGCGUUCCUUCAGCUUGCGCUAUCCGAGGCUCCUUACGAUGCCGAGGUUGAGCACAUGACGCUCUACAUCGCCGAGAUUGCACUUUUCCACAAGGAGUUUGUCUCUACACGGCCAUCGGUCCUCGCUCGAUCUGCUCUUGCCCUCGCGAGAUGCAUUCUUUCCCGUCCUCAAGCAAGAAGCACAGAGUGGUCUGGCGCCUACGACGCACAGAAUGUGAUUGGCCUAUCCAACCACUUGUACCAGCCCUCUCCUGUGCUCUCUCGCAAGUAUGCUUCGAUGCACCUAUCGACUGUAUCCGCCACCGUGGACGAGUUCCUGCAGCGCCAGGCGCAGAUUGCCCGCCGACAAGCAGCCCCGCCAACCCCGCCGCCCACCGUAGUCAUUGACGAGCCCAAGACUUCUCCCGAGACGAUUGGUCCUCAGACACCCAACAAGAACCCGUACGCCUCGGUCAUGCAAAACGGAUACCCGACCCCGCCCAUCACUCCUGAAGGCGAGCAGUUCACAUAUGGCCACGUCGUCAAGUCGCAGCCUGCGUCCAUGUAUCCCUCGACGCCCACGUCGGAGCACCCGGUAGCACAACAGCAGGGCCAAUACUACCACAGCCAAUACCUCCACCCCCAGCACAUGUAA